CUACACACUCUGAUGAAUACAACAUCAUAAAAGCAUUUAAGAGUAGUACUAGCAACUCUCUCUUUCAUGGAGCUCUCAUAUACACAAUCCAGGUCCACUCAAUCAUCUUUUUCGCAACUGUCAUACGACAAUGUAAUGAAACAAAAGGUAGGACUAUACAUUCCCGAUGAUGACAAGCCAUCGGAGGAAGCUCGUAUCAUUUUUAAAACCAGGAAUUUAACGAAAACCCUCAUCGAAAAUAAUAUGAUGAUGUUGAAUUUCAAGCCCUCCAAGGGCAAAGAGGUAGCGGUCGAUGAAGUGGGCCCCACCAGCCCGAAUUUAAUCAAACUGUGUCUAUUAUCUUCGAUUCAUAAUCAUGUGCCUAUAAUUUCUGGCUCAAACCAGAGUCGAGGGCGACUCCCGUUAACCACAUGCACUAAGCAUGGAAAGGUCGGGUUCUUACCACUGGAGUACGUUAGAGAAUUGCCCGAAUACACUUGUACGACGUACAAAUACCCGACCAACAAAGUCGUACACAGUUUCGACGACUGCAUCUUGGAGUUUCCUCGUACUGAAGUCGCAGGGAGUUCAAGUACUAAACAUGUCAAAGAUGACGAGUACAUGAAGAAAUGCUAUAAUUGCUGCAAAAAGCUAUCAAAACCAAUUGACAUUUUCAUGUACAGGGAUACUCCGUAUUGCUGCAUUGAAUGUCGUUACGACGCUUUUGUGUCGUACUGCUGGAACAAGAAACAGAUGAAGGACAACGACAGUGAAAGUAGCUUGAGCCUGGAUGAAGACUUUAUGUUUUGUAUGGGGUCGAGCACGAGCGUGAGCGUGGACGAAGACGCUAUGUUUUGCAUUGGCUCGAGCUAAUCUGCACGAAAUCGACGAUGGACUCUAUGAAAUUAUUAGUCAUUGUGAUAGUUAUUGGAGUCGUAUUUUGCUGUUUUUUAGUACCUUUAUUUUCCCUAUUGUGUGUUGUGUCCUUAAUUUGUCAAAUUAAUGUUGUAAUGAAAAUUUAUGUUGUGAUUAUGAGUUUUAUCAUAAAAUGUGUUACGCCA
Molecule: messenger RNA, 1040 nt
Organism: Sesamum indicum (sesame)
Lineage: Eukaryota; Viridiplantae; Streptophyta; Magnoliopsida; Lamiales; Pedaliaceae
Source: RefSeq, a predicted model, not a curated record